AUGGAUUCCACACCACAGAUCCCACCCAUCCCUUCCUCGCCAACCUUCCAGACGACACAGAGCGCUCUUGAUACCGUCAUGGCGGCUGAUUUCGAAAAGCAGAGUUACUGGCACGAGCGCUUCGCGUCCGAAAAGGCCUUUGAAUGGCUCCUCUCAUCCGCCGAGUUCACCUCUAUCAUCGAGCCCGCUCUUGACCGGCUUGACCCGGACACGGCCCGUAUCCUCCACAUCGGCUUCGGCACAAGCGACCUUCAAAAUCACUUCCGUGCCCGGGGCUUCCGUCAUGUUUUAAACGUCGACUACGAGCCACUUGCCAUUGAGCGUGGUCGCGAUCUUGAAAAGAAGGCUUUUGGAGAUGUUCAGAUGCGUUACGCUGUUCAAGACGCCACUCAGCUGGACCUGAGCGAAAAGUUUGAUCUCGUCGUUGAUAAAAGCACUGUCGACGCCAUCUCAUGCGGCGGCGUAACGGCACUGCGCCGCAUGGCUGCUGGUGUCAAACGUUGUCUUGCAGAUGAUGGUAUUUGGGUAUCAUUAAGCUUCUCGGCCUAUCGGUUCAAUCUUGAUGAUUUACCUUUCGACGUUGAAGUACUUGCCAAAAUUCUCACCCCGAAACUAUCACCGAAUGAUCCAGACAUUUAUCACUGGUGUUACCUUUUGCGACCAAAACACGACACACCCUUUGGCUCGCCGUAUUGUUCAGAUGACAAUACUCUUGAAUAAGCCUAAAAAGGCGCUGGAGGGCAGAGUAGCGUCCGGGUGAUUAACAACGAGGAUGGAUGCGGCAGAGCGGGAACCUCAUCCUUCCUUCGUUCUAGCGUGUCCCAGCUGGAUGGUCCACCUUGAAGGAAUCACCCAGCAUAAACAUGACAACCCCAAAAGAUUGGCCACAGCGCUAUCACAUUUGGGUCUGUGUCCCGAUCUAUCAACUUUCAAUGUCUCAGAACAUUCAUGAGUAAUAUGACUGGACCUUGAUACAAGCUACGUUGGAGGACUCACAUACAAGGGUAUAUAUGAGCCAUC
Molecule: messenger RNA, 1020 nt
Organism: Fusarium graminearum PH-1
Lineage: Eukaryota; Fungi; Ascomycota; Sordariomycetes; Hypocreales; Nectriaceae
Exons: 1
Coding region: 1-720 (239 amino acids)
Source: RefSeq, a predicted model, not a curated record